CCACAACUAGACAAGCCCCGAAAAAAAAAAUACUAAGCGAAUUUCUUGCGAGCCCCGAGACUUCAACGCAUACAGAGAGAAAUCAAUUAAUCUUCCCAUCACCAAUCUAACACUCAUUUCUCUCCAUCACACGACAACACCGGCAAGAUGGGUCACGCCGCAGGUCUCCGCGCAGGCACACGAUAUGCCUUCUCUAGGAACUUCCGCCAGAAGGGUAUGAUCCGCCUCUCUACAUACCUACAACAAUACAAGGUUGGCGACAUCGUUGAUAUCAAGGCAAAUGGUGCUGUUCAGAAGGGUAUGCCUCACAAGGUCUACCACGGAAAGACCGGUGUCGUCUACAACGUCACCAAGUCCGCCGUAGGUGUUAUCAUCUACAAGAAGGUCAAGCACCGGUACAUCGAGAAGCGAAUCAACGUCCGUCUCGAGCACAUCAACCGAUCGCGAUCAAGAGAAGACUUCAUCAAGCGCGUCAAGCAGAACGCCGCCCUCAAGAAGAAGGCCAAGGCCGAGGGUACCGUCCUCACCGUCAAGCGAUUCGCCGCCCAGCCCCGCGAAGCCCGAACAGUCUCCGCAAAGGACAACCGACCCGAGACGGUCGCUCCUAUCGCGUACGAAACGACUAUCUAAGGGGAGAGGAGAAGAGAUGGUUGCGGUGGUUGUGGUGUUCAGGGUUCUCUGCCGGUUGCUCUUUAUCUUAUUGCAUUCGGGGUUUUUCGCGUGGCCAGGAAUCUCUAAAUCUUCUGUGCAUGGCAAGGCAUGGAUGGACAUAAAUAUAGGCACAGCCUAGAGGAAUGACAAAAAUUAUACCAAAUGCCAAAUAAAUAAAUGUGUUCUGGGUUCGUGACUAGUCCCGACUUACCACAUUUACAUGGGCGAUCCCUCCAACACUACCUUGUUGUUACG
Messenger RNA from Hypoxylon trugodes, 906 nucleotides. RefSeq names its product ribosomal protein L21e-domain-containing protein. Bases 148 to 630 code for a protein of 160 amino acids. Gene Ontology annotation, molecular function: structural constituent of ribosome. Gene Ontology annotation, cellular component: cytosolic large ribosomal subunit; ribosome. The record is from RefSeq and is a predicted model, not a curated record. Gene Ontology annotation, biological process: translation. The transcript has 4 exons. NCBI's taxonomy places the organism in Eukaryota, Fungi, Ascomycota, Sordariomycetes, Xylariales, Hypoxylaceae.